Molecule: messenger RNA, 207 nt
Organism: Rotaria sp. Silwood2
Lineage: Eukaryota; Metazoa; Rotifera; Eurotatoria; Philodinida; Philodinidae
Source: the annotation of a GenBank genome assembly
AUGUCUGACUUUCCUGUAUUUAUUGGUUCACAACGUGUCGUAUCGAUUCCAUCGAAAUGCAGUCGUUAUGUUCUUGUUACAUUUCCACAAGUUCCUAUACGUUAUAAUGCUCCAACACAUGUUGAACGUUUAUUAUUACCGGAACGUUUUCCAACAUUAUUUCAAAAUAUAGUACAUAAUUAUGAACAUAAUCGAAAUAAUAAAUAA